Molecule: messenger RNA, 2805 nt
Organism: Anopheles cruzii
Lineage: Eukaryota; Metazoa; Arthropoda; Insecta; Diptera; Culicidae
Product: SH3KBP1-binding protein 1
Exons: 7
Coding region: 10-2520 (836 amino acids)
Biological process (GO): protein homooligomerization
Molecular function (GO): protein binding
Source: RefSeq, a predicted model, not a curated record
AACAACGGAAUGGCGUACUCCAAUCAUAUCGGCGAUAUUGUUCACCUGAACGUUGGUGGAACAAGAUUUUCCACCUCACGCCAAACACUAACUUGGGUUCCGGACACAUUCUUCACAUCUCUGCUUAACGGGCGCAUCUCAAGUUUACGCGAUGAAACGGAUGCAAUUUUUAUCGAUCGUGAUCCAAAGCUGUUCAGUCUGAUACUUAAUUAUCUUCGCACGAAAGAGAUCGACAUCAAAGCAGUCGAUAUACGAGUGUUGCGUCAUGAGGCUGAGUUCUAUAACAUUGCUCCACUGAUCAAACGGAUGAUGCUGUGUGAGGAGAUGGACCAAUCCAGCUGUGGCGAUGUACUGUUUUAUGGUUAUCUCCCAGCCCCUAAUAUUCCUAUCCAAGAUAUGCCAAUAAGUUCGCCUUCGACUAGCUCGAUAAGCACCGGGACGGUUACGACGAGCAACAGUGUAUUGUCCGGUACACCUGUGCAGUCAAAAUCGGAUCCACAGCCCGGUCCAUCAGGCAUUGGACAGCAAACAGUGCCUGCGACACUGCAGCAGCAGUCCAAUUCACAAUUUUCAAAUUCCAACAACCCAAUUCCACUGCACAACGCUUUGCCCACGGCUGCGGUGGCGACAUCGACAAGCAACGCUAAUACGAACUCGAACCCACGCCCUGGAUCAAUGGUGCGUGUGCCAGAACUCUCGCAAGGAUCCUCUAGUUCGCCGGGAAGCGCGAGUGGCACGGCGGCCACCAACGGCUCGCGCCAUUCGGGACAUUCUCGCAACUCGUCCUGGGAUAUGCGUGUGUCGUAUAACGGGAACGGGAACCGUAGCCAAUCCCAGUGGGUUCCCGGCCACUCGCGUACUGCUUCGCUCGAUAUGAUGCGCCAUUCGCGCAACUCGUCCGUCGAUCUGAAUAAGUACAUACGGAAUGAGGUGGGCUUGGUGUUUGGGCCGGGUGCAACCGGUACGGGUUGGGCGGAUCCGAUGCGUGUGCAGAUUAUCAAGGCACACCACAAUUGGAUUUCGGUUGCGUACGCCCAUUUCGUCACUUGUUAUCGACUGAAAGACUACUCGGGCUGGCAGCAAAUUUUCAUCUCCCCUUACAUCGAAUCGACGAUCGAGCGGAUAGCAAUAAACGCCAAAAUGAACCUGGCUACUUCGGCGGGUGAACAAUCGCACAGUAAAAUGGUCGCAAUCUCAUACGGAAGCCAGAUUCGGCUGUGGGGAAUCUCAGACGAUGGCAGCAAGACCGACGUGGGCACAUUCAAUUUGCAUGUGCGCGUCGAAUAUUUGUUCUUCAUCGGCAGUCAGUUGGUUGCGCUGUCUUCUUCGGGAAAGAUCGGCGUUUGGCAUGCGAUGACACAACACUGGCAGAUACAGGACCUUGUUCCGAUACUAUCCUUCGAUACUGCCGGGUCGUUUCUACUUCUCGGUUGCAACAAUGGUUCCAUCUACUAUAUCGACAUGCAAAAGUUUCCCUUGCGUAUGAAGGAUAACGAUCUGUUGGUGACGGAACUGUACAAGGAUCCAUCGAAUGACCACAUCACGGCCAUAUCGGUCUAUCUAACACCCAAAACGACAACCGCGGAUCGAGUUAAGGAAGGUCUCUCAGGUAACUGGAUAGAAAUUGCCUAUGGCACACGAGCCGGUUCUGUUCGCGUCAUUGUACAACACCCGGAAACGGUAGGCCAUGGGCCACAGCUGUUCCAAACGUUUACCGUGCACCAGAGCCCGGUUACGAAAGUGACACUGUCAGAAAAGUUUCUGAUAUCGGUGUGCAGUGAGUACAAUCACGUGCGAACUUGGCAGGUACCAAGAUUCCGUGGUAUGAUCUCUACACAACCUGGCUCUACACCGGAAGCAUCGUUUAAGAUAGUGUCUUUGGAAGCAGUAGAUUCAACUUAUAGCUAUUCGGCCGGUAAUGAUUUCGGACCGUUUGGCGAGCAGGACGAUGAGCAGAUAUUCGUACAGAAGGUGGUACCAGACACUGAUCAGCUGUACGUGCGGCUAGCCUCGAACGGUGAACGUAUUUGCCUGAUACGAUCAGUCGACGGGACGACAGUCACAUCAUUCUGCGUACACGAAUGCGAAGGCUCAUCCCGCAUGGGUUCCCGACCGAGACGUUUCAUACUUUCCGGCCACUGUAACGGGGCGAUACAGAUGUGGGAUUUGACUACCGCUCUUGAGAUAUCGAAGAGAAAGGAUCAGCCCAAACGCAGCAUCGGAGGACCGACGGCGGACGAACUCAUUCGGGAGCUUGAUCAGUGCGAUCUGAGCAACAGUCACUGUUCAACACCUUGCAUGUCCCCUUGCCCAACGGCUUUCUCCAGCGGCAUCGAAAGCAAUACGGUGGGACGAUUGAAACCGUUUAAUGUUGCGUUCUUGAACCAAUCUGCGGCGGCUGCAUCGCAAAUAGUCGCGGGAGUGAGUGCUCAAGGACAGGCAGUGGGACUGGUGGCAGCAGCGGGUGCUGUUGGAGCUGCGGCACCACUUGCGGCUCAUCAACCCGAACAACCGAACUGAUCUUUAUUCCGCCGGCAGAGGGCUUUAAGGAGGUGGUUUGAAUGUUGCCAGCUGGAGCUGGGAUUUUAGCUUAAAGCUUUGGCCUAUGUAGUUACGCUCGUUAUGCUAAAUUUACGUAAUGCACAAUUGCGUACACAGUAACUAUUAAAGCAUUUCUGUUCCUUCAGAUCAAUUUUUCUUGUCUCCACUACAAUAAUAUCGGAGACCUAGUUCCACCAUAAAAACCCGAUCGGAUUGUUUGUUUUUUUCUCGAAAUAAACUUUUAUUUUUUGAACUUGCUUGUAU